This is a messenger RNA of Mangifera indica (mango), 1343 nucleotides long. RefSeq names its product UDP-galactose transporter 1. The record is from RefSeq and is a predicted model, not a curated record. Gene Ontology annotation, molecular function: antiporter activity. Gene Ontology annotation, cellular component: Golgi apparatus. NCBI's taxonomy places the organism in Eukaryota, Viridiplantae, Streptophyta, Magnoliopsida, Sapindales, Anacardiaceae. The transcript is spliced from 6 exons. Bases 226 to 1251 code for a protein of 341 amino acids.
AUUUCUGGUUACACUUUAAAUCCAUGAUUUAAAUCUUUAAUCUAAUUAAUUUUUUUUGCUAAAACGAAAAGAAAUGCUUUUGGAAAGACGUGUUUGACGAUGUAAGCCAAAUCACAGAGAUUGAGAACAAGCUGCCUGUAGGCUGUAGCUGCUCCUACUUAUAUUUGCCCUGAAAUUUUGAUUCCUGGGUUGAUCUGGUUUCAGCUUUUUGAGUUAGAGAGAGAUAUGGAGGAUGGUUUGUGUCAGUGGAGUGUGUUCAGAUCUCUGUUGGCUAUUCUUCAGUGGUGGGCUUUCAACGUUACCGUGAUUAUCAUGAACAAGUGGAUCUUUCAGAAACUGGACUUCAAAUUUCCUCUAACAGUGUCAUGUAUUCACUUCAUAUGCUCAUCCAUUGGAGCAUAUAUGGUGAUCAAGGUGCUGAAACUUAAACCCUUGAUAAUGGUUGACCCUGGAGAUAGAUGGAGAAGGAUAUUUCCCAUGUCUUUUGUGUUCUGUAUCAACAUUGUGUUGGGGAAUGUGAGUUUACGCUACAUUCCAGUUUCUUUUAUGCAGACAAUUAAGUCAUUCACUCCAGCAACUACAGUUGUUUUACAGUGGAUGGUUUGGAGAAAGUACUUUGACUGGCGAAUUUGGGCUUCUUUGGUACCCAUAGUUGGGGGAAUACUUCUCACAUCUGUCACAGAGCUGAGUUUUAAUAUGUUUGGAUUUUGCGCAGCAUUAUUUGGAUGUUUGGCCACAUCUACAAAGACUAUCCUUGCAGAAUCUCUGCUUCACGGAUACAAAUUUGACAGCAUAAACACAGUGUACUAUAUGGCACCGUUUGCUACAAUGAUCUUGGGAUUUCCAGCAUUGUUACUAGAAGGAAAUGGGGUUUUGGAUUGGCUUAACACCCACCCUGCUCCUUGGUCUUCCCUCAUCAUCAUUUUGAGCUCUGGGGUGCUGGCAUUCUGUCUGAAUUUCUCCAUCUUUUACGUGAUUCACUCCACAACGGCUGUCACAUUUAAUGUAGCGGGAAAUCUUAAGGUUGCAGUUGCCGUCUUGAUUUCCUGGUCGAUAUUCCGGAAUCCUAUCUCAGGUUUGAAUGCUGUUGGAUGUGCUAUUACACUUGUCGGAUGUACAUUCUACGGAUACGUGAGACACUUGAUUGCUCAGCAGCCACCACCGGGAACUCCAUGUACACCGCGAACACCAAGGAAUAGGAUGGAACAACUACUUCCCCUUGUAAAUGAUAAAUUAGACGAUAAGGUCUAGUUUUAAGAGGGCAUACGUGAGGAGAGGAGAGGAGAGAUUUUUAAAUUAAACAAAUUAGAGUUAUUAUUAUGGUAAAUUUUAUUUUAUUUUUA